AUGAGUCCCCCUAUGCCUUUCGCUCCCAGCGUCUCUAUUGAGAUCCCACAGAACUUUGCGUUCGGACCGACUGUUCUCGACCCCAUCGAGCAACCCGUUGAAAACGGCACCGAUGGUGACAGCAAGGAACAUACUCACCUCGUCACUGGUGCUGUAGCCGAGCCAGUGACAUCGUUGGAUGUUUUGGCGAACUUUAAAGGAACCUUUCGAGGGUUCGGCUUCAACACCAUCUUUCGGCCCAACAGCAAGGCCACUCCGACUCCGUUGCCAGUGGAAUCGACCGAUGCCAACGAUGACAAUGUGUUGCAACUCAACCUGACAAGUGAGACCAUGACGUUCGGAAAUGAACUUGGCAACGUUCCCAAUCGCGGCCUGGGCCCACAAGCAGACAUCAUGCUCAACGGCGUGCCAUACACUCAGACCAUCCUUGACGCCAUGCCCUCGGAUGUCCUCUCGCCUUGUAAGCCGCCCGUCAUUCAUUUUGAGCCUGGCCUGUGGAUGCGAGUUCCUGAGAGCGCCACCAUGCCUAAUCUCGCUGCCUCUUUCACUAGAAUGGCAUCCAUCCCUCACGGCACCACCAUCAACGCACAGUGUUUCGGGCCAGCCACGACUCACAAGGGUCCACCUGUAAUUCCUUCUGUGGGAAUUACACCCGUUUUUCUUCCAACUGGACAAGAUCAAAUCUUUGCCAGUCAAACCGCUUCAGACCAAGUGUCUCGUCGCCUCCCCCAGGACCUUACCCCUUUCAUGGAAGAUGGAACCAUCACUCAGGAGAUCCUUAACGACCCAAACACUGUUUUGAGGAACGCAAACAAGGGAAAGCACAUUGUAGAGCAUACCACCUUCACUGUCACCACGGCGUCUGAACCUCCUAACCUUGGCGGAGGGACCAGCAACAUUGGCUUCAACAUCGGAGCCGACGAUGGAAAGGUGUUUCCUGCCACCCCGAAGGAGAGAAGUGGGAAUGCGAACGCGACCAAGAUGACUGCUCAGUACUGGAUCUCCAAGGUUCGCGCAAAGAUCCGUCUUCUACCCUGCAUGGAAAAGGGCGAUUUGGUCUCUCCCGUUUCCAACGGCCCCAGGGAUAUUGUUCCUCAGUUCGUUAUAGACCGACACCAUGUCGUCACGGCACCCAAGACUAUCACAGUCGAGUACACGCAGAUCCAGUACUCGCAGUUUGUGGCUCUUGACUUUAACGGCCUCGGCUGGCCGCAUGUUAGCGUCGCCACUCUUGCACCGACUAAGCACUUCAACGGUCCUAAGCUUAAGCAUGUAGUCGUGAGGGAGGAGACGUACUAA
Molecule: messenger RNA, 1299 nt
Organism: Fusarium keratoplasticum
Lineage: Eukaryota; Fungi; Ascomycota; Sordariomycetes; Hypocreales; Nectriaceae
Exons: 1
Coding region: 1-1299 (432 amino acids)
Source: RefSeq, a predicted model, not a curated record